ACUCUCGAAGUUGUGUACGCUCCCCCCUCCCCCCCUGCCCCCCUCGAAAGGCCUUGUGGUUUAGGGUUUUAACGUCUCUACAGUUUUACUUGUCUGUGCCCCAAAAACCCUCGAGAGCUUCACAGCCAUGGCGAGCACCAAAGUCCAGCGUAUUAUGACCCAACCCAUUAACUUGAUUUUCAGGUUUCUUCAAAGUAAAGCUCGCAUUCAGAUUUGGCUUUUUGAGCAGAAGGAUUUGAGAAUUGAAGGCCGAAUUAUUGGCUUUGAUGAGUACAUGAAUUUGGUUUUGGAGGAUGCUGAGGAAGUCAAUAUCAAGAAAAAGAGCAGAAAGUCUUUGGGAAGGAUUCUUCUUAAGGGAGACAAUAUUACUCUGAUGAUGAACACGGGAAAGUAAUGGUCAUUCCUGGUUCUUUAAGAGGAGGUUGAGUGGAACAGCUUUGGGUAACAAACAUUAGUAGGUUAUGAAUGAAAAAAAUGUUCUUGUAAUGAGGUGUCUUUACAUUUGACUUGACAAUGUAACAUCUCUAUCGUAAGAAUUGCUAUUAAUUAUCUUGGUGCUUGUCAGCGUUACCAAUAUUUUAUCAGAUGUACUGAUGUAUGGGAACCAAGAAAUGUAUUAUGCUCUGCCCUGUUUUCUUUUCAA
Populus nigra (black poplar) is the source of this 643-nucleotide messenger RNA. RefSeq lists its product as uncharacterized. The coding region runs from base 128 to 394 and encodes 88 amino acids. Gene Ontology annotation, molecular function: RNA binding. The record is from RefSeq and is a predicted model, not a curated record. Gene Ontology annotation, cellular component: U4/U6 x U5 tri-snRNP complex; precatalytic spliceosome; U5 snRNP. Gene Ontology annotation, biological process: spliceosomal snRNP assembly; mRNA splicing, via spliceosome. The transcript is spliced from 6 exons. Lineage: Eukaryota; Viridiplantae; Streptophyta; Magnoliopsida; Malpighiales; Salicaceae.